This is a messenger RNA of Prorocentrum cordatum, 318 nucleotides long. Lineage: Eukaryota; Dinophyceae; Prorocentrales; Prorocentraceae. The record is from the annotation of a GenBank genome assembly.
GCGCCCGACGCGCCGUCCGAGGCCAGCCCGGAGGCUGGCGCCGCGCAGGCCGCGGCGCCCGCUGUCCCCAGCGGCGAGGCGGCGGCCGCGCCGCCGCGGCGCAGGGUGGCACUCCGCGUGGCGCUCCGCGGGGCGGACCUGAGCCGGUCGUUCUCGAAGCUGGGGCGCCUGGAGACCCGAUGGACCCGUACGCGGUCGUGGAGUUUGGCGGGCAGGAGGUGCACCGCACCGCGCCCUCGCGCGGCGCGCACAAGAAGCCCGCCUGGGACGUGGAUUUCACCGUCGCCUGGCAGGGGCCGGGGGACCUCACGCUCCUGA